AGUAAGAAAAUCAGGAUCCUUGCAUAUUCCAUUUUCCCAUGGCCGCUACCAAGCUGUUACUGACAGACCUCGCAUCUUCAGUUAAGCAGGUACCUUUCAAUUACAUCAGACCAAUCUCCGACCGUCCAAAUCUCUCUGAUGUUCGGGUAUCCGAUGUUUCCCUUCCUCUGAUUGACCUCCAGGACCUCUAUGGUCCCAACCGCUCUGAUAUUCUUAAGCAGAUUGCCCUAGCAUGCGAACAUGACGGUUUUUUUCAGGUGAAGAACCAUGGGAUUUCAGAGGCAUUGAUCAAUAACAUGCUGCGUUUAGCUGGAGAGUUCUUUCGAUUACCGGAGAGUGAGAGGUUGAAAAAUUACUCUAACGACCCUUCCAAGGCCAACCGUUUGUCAACUAGUUUCAAUGUUAACACUGAGAAGGUUGCCAACUGGAGGGAUUUUUUGAGACUCCAUUGCUACCCUCUCAAAGAUCACGUACACGAAUGGCCUUCAAAUCCCCCAUCCUUCAGGGAAGAGGUGGCUGAGUAUUGCACUCGUGUUAGAGGUUUAGUGCUAAGGCUGCUUGAGGCCAUAUCAGAGAGCUUAGGCCUGAAGGGGGAUCAUAUUGAUAAGACAUUAAGCAAGCAUGGCCAACACAUGGCUUUAAACUACUAUCCACCCUGUCCAGAGCCAGAACUUACUUAUGGUUUGCCUGGCCAUACUGAUCCCAAUUUAAUAACCAUUCUUCUUCAGGAUGACGUGCCAGGAUUACAGGUUUUAAGAAAUGGCAAGUGGGCUGCCGUCAACCCUAUUCCCAACACCUUCAUUGUCAACAUCGGUGACCAAAUGCAGGUAAUUAGCAAUGAUCGUUACAAAAGUGUGCUCCAUCGAGCUGUUGUAAACUGCAAUAAAGAACGAAUAUCCAUCCCUACCUUCUACUGUCCAUCAAAUGAUGCUUUGAUAGGCCCGGCUAUGGAGUUGAUUGAUGAUCAGCACCCUGCAGUCUACAGAAGUUUUACCUAUGGCGAAUACUAUGAGAAGUUUUGGAAGAGAGGACUUGCAACAGAAUGCUGCCUGGACAUGUUCAAAACUUCAACAACUUGAUCUAUUGUCAAGAUUUCCUAUUUCACAUUAAAGUUGAGA
This is a messenger RNA of Theobroma umbraticum, 1118 nucleotides long. RefSeq names its product protein DMR6-LIKE OXYGENASE 2-like. Lineage: Eukaryota; Viridiplantae; Streptophyta; Magnoliopsida; Malvales; Malvaceae. The record is from RefSeq and is a predicted model, not a curated record.